This is a messenger RNA of Ochlerotatus camptorhynchus, 5909 nucleotides long. RefSeq names its product klingon (gene klg). The record is from RefSeq and is a predicted model, not a curated record. NCBI's taxonomy places the organism in Eukaryota, Metazoa, Arthropoda, Insecta, Diptera, Culicidae. Gene Ontology annotation, biological process: synapse organization; homophilic cell-cell adhesion. Bases 211 to 1404 code for a protein of 397 amino acids. The transcript is spliced from 10 exons. Gene Ontology annotation, cellular component: neuronal cell body; axon; plasma membrane. Gene Ontology annotation, molecular function: axon guidance receptor activity; protein binding.
ACGACAUCCCAAGAGCCUGAGUGAAACGGUAGCAGUAGUAAAAGCGUUUCUUCGUCAAACAACGGACUGGUACCACGGUUUAUCUCACGAGGGCACACGUACCGGGCUGUCGUCGGAGAUACGUUGGUGCUUCCGUGUGAAGUUGAAAAUCUAGGUACACUGGUUCUUCUGUGGCGACGAGGAGCCAACGUACUAACGGCAUCUCAGUUGAUGGUGACACGGGACGAACGGAUACGACUGGUAAAUGGUUACAAUCUGGAAAUUUCCGAACUGGAACCACAGGACGCUGGUGACUACGUGUGUCAAAUCAGCGACAAGAUCAACAAGGACCAGGUGCACACCGUAGAAAUUCUCGUACCUCCCAGCGUAAGAGUGAUACCACCCAGUGGGCAGUUGACGGCCCGCAAAGGCGGUGUGGUUACACUAGAAUGCAAAGCUUCCGGAAAUCCAGUGCCGUCCAUUUACUGGGCUAAACGGGGUAGUCCCGCAAAAGUCGCUACCAAAAUUGGGGAAGGUCCCAUCCUGACUUUGGAACGAGUAGAGCGACAAGCGGCGGGCGUGUAUCAGUGCACGGCAGAUAACAAUGUUGGUGAUCCGGUGACAGUGGAUAUGCGGCUCGACGUGCUGUAUCCACCCGACAUCAGUGUGGAUAAGUCUUGGAUUCACUCUGGAGAAGGAUUUGAGGCACAGCUUGAGUGCAUUGUCCAUGCAGAUCCGCAACCAACGGUUUCAUGGUACCAGAACUCAUUUCCGAUUCAGCCGACCGACAGGCGGACCAUGUCAUCGAGAGGAAAUCGACAUACGCUCUCCAUCCGCCAUGUGCAGCAGGAAGACUUUGGCAACUAUAGCUGCGUGGCGGAUAACACCCUUGGACGGUCCAAAAAAUACAUGGAGGUAUCCGGUCGACCGGGACCGGCCGAUUUUUUGUCGCCUCCGUGGAGCCGAUCUAUCGACAGCUACAAUCUGACAUGGAAAGUGGAGAGCUACCCUCCACUCGUGGAAGUUCGACUACUGUAUCGGAAACUUAUGAUGAAUGAAACAUUCCAACAACCAGGCCGAUGGCACGAUGUAAUCCUCACACCAUCAGCGCGUCCUAUUACGGAGCCCCUAACACACGUAAUGGCUUUCACACUUCGCGGACUGCAGCCUAGUUCUGUGUACGAGGCAAUCGUACAAGCGAAGAACCGCUACGGAUGGAACGAGGUCAGCGAUAUCUUUCAGUUCUACACGCAACGAAUAUCGUCCGAUGUUCAUUCCGAGGAAAUGCAGGUAGCCAGCUCGACAUCUCGAAGUGGCUCGACCUCACUACAUCGCAAUUGUCAGCAAUUCAGCAGUUUGUACUUAAUUGUUGCCACCAUUUGUUGGCUUCUAGUAUUAAGCUGUAGACUACAACGAAACCUCUAAAGUUUAAGCAUCUAGGUAUAAUGCAUCGGAGAGCAGGAUAGCCCACCCCUCACAUAGAGAUUUCUCCUCAAACAACCCGUGUUCUAUUUGUACAUUGUCACCCAAUAUUUUCCUGUACUUUUACAUAAUUUUAAUUUAUGUUAUUGAUACGAAUCAGCAGGCAUGCGUAACUUUAAUGAAAGCUUAAUUCUGUAGCUUUCGAAAUUCGAUCUAUCUCUGAAUCUACAGCUUAUAACUUCAAAACAAACCGUUAUUCAACGAAUCAAAACUAAUUAAAAAGAGGAAAGAAAGACUACAAUCCCAGCAUGGGAAAAACACGAAUCUAGCUGUUGUAUGUAUAAGAUAGGUGAAUGGACUAGCAGCAAUCGUUUUCGUUUUUCUACAUUCAACACUAGAUCAGAUCGACGUAAAACACAAAUGUACAUUAAUACGGAGCCUCUAUCGUGAGUCAGUCUCGAUGAGCAUUCCAGAAGUCAGUGAAAAUUUGAAAUAAUUUGCACCAGUCCCAAAAUCAUCCACACCGAAAAACUAACAUAACAGUUUAUGAAACAUUUCAACACACCAACCAUGUAUUCGCAAGUAGUUUAGCGAUAAAAUAAAAUGCUCAGUCCAUCGUUGUCCAGUCACAUUGGUAAGGUAGAAUUUUAUGAUUUGAGAUUUUUGUCUUACUUUUCGAAAUUAUGAUAAAGUUUUGAUUUUAAAUGAUCUUUCGACAUGCCUCCAACUUGUGUGCAGAAUGCAAGAAAAUUUGCCAAAAAGACAUGUGAAUAUUACCGUGUAUGAUGUUUUCUUUCUCGAGAUUAAUUUCCAUAUUGCUAAUAAGGUCGAUAUAGUAAAUUAUUUGAAAGACGCUGUUCAGUAGAAUCACUGAAUAUCAAGUAAGUAAGUCUGUAUAUGUGUAAAUGUGAGUAUGUUUCUUUUUAAAUUAAUGCAAAACGAAAUAAGAAAAAGGACUGAUGGUAUGUAACAAAUAAAAACAAAAAAAAAGGAAUCCAUUAACAAAGUUUGACCGUUUCGUUCGCUUAUUGAUUUGAAUCUGUGAUUUGAUUAGCUGUUCCAUUUGUUAAAACAUUUUUGUUUUCCUAUUAUUCUUUAAACUUUUCAUUUUGUUUACACUCAAGCUUCACAAUUCCUUCGGCUCUACGGUCUCCGUAUAAAAAUUCCUAAAUUUUAGCACCAUAAAGACACACUCUGUGUUUAAACUGAAGGUGCACUCUUGAGUGCUCUCAAGUUCACCUUCAGUGAAAACACAGCGUGGGGCUCUAUCGUUCGGAAAUUUUGAAUUUUGAUAGGGAGAUCAAAAGCACCAAACCAUCUAUUUUAAGAUGGGUUGACUGAAAAUUCAAUUGAAUUUAAGCGAAGACAACAUAUCAAGAAGACUGGCAACUCUUCCAUUUUCUCAUAAGACCGCUAUGAGACCGACACAAUCGCGUCAUAUGCCGCGCAAAGGUAAAUGCUUCGAACGAAUUUGAUAGCAAAGAUUUCAACCUCAGAAGAAAAGGUUUCUGUAUUUGCUCAUUUGUCUAUGCAGUACUUCCACCUUCGCUCGAGCGCAGUGCUACUGUAUCUGUCGCUUGAAUUCUGUCAGAGUCGGUAGUCUUCUUGAUUUGAUGUCUUUGAUUUAAGGCAAGCAUUUUAUGUUUAAAAGUAAUGAAAAAGUCCCACAAAAGCGAUCCAGACAGAGUUGACGCGAGUAAUACGCUGAGAUGUUGAUGGCGGGUUGGUCGUCAAAACUUGAAAAAUUAUGCGAAGUGCACAGCAAAUUUCUUAAAUUGUGUUUGGUACUGUUUUUGCUGAACUCGUUCUGUAAAAUCAAAUUUUUACCAAUAGUUUUGUGAAAUGUUUUAUUUUACCUACUUUCCUCACUGAAAAAUGCUGAAUUCUAUAAAUUGCUGCACUUUGGAAAUACUGCAAAAAGUGUGACGAACGUACUGUAAAUAUAGCCUUUUACCAAAACAAACGGUAGUCAAGUGCGAGGGGGACGACUCUAUCUACGAUGCAGAAAAGAUUGUGUUUUGCUGUGGCUAGCUGCGCGCACGCUGAGUAGAUAGAAAGAAGAUUGAUGACGAUUCUGAAGAUUUCCUGCAAAAAGAUGAUGCUUGAUGCAAGUAGAUGCGAGAAAUGAAAAAAGAUUUGUCGAAGCUUGAUUCGCUAGUGUGAGAUUUGUUGAGCAUCUAGACUUGAGAUUUAGAUGUGUCACCCCCCUCAGUCAAGUGCCAGAUUCUUGUAAAAAUUACCGAACAGAUAUGUUGAGCGGCUGUUUGUAUUUUAUUACCGAAAUAGGACGACUAUUUUCAACGCCAUGAGUGCUGCCAGAUUUAUGUAUUUGCGCUACCCAUGAUGGAUUAUUCCGUGUAGAAAGAUUACCCGAGCAAAGACUAGCAUCAAAAUGACAGAAAAUCGAAAUAAAAAUUUGUAUAUUUAUCAACAUCUAACUGAAAUCAUAAUUUGAUUUACGCGAUUGAUAAAUUAGAUAAAUUUUAAACGUACACGAUUGAUUAAUUUGAUAACAAGUUUUGUUUUCGUUUGCUGUAAAUGUGUUCUUCAAAAAUAUGUUGUUGCGGUUUUGUUUUCAUUUCUUUAACAGAACAUCAAAUUGAAUACUUGUUUUGUUAUCAACAGGAAAAAUGUAAAUCAAAUUGAUUUUUCAGUUUGCUCCCACUGAUAGCAGAAUUAAUGUUUAAUGUGAUGUCACAGGAAGUUUUUUUUUUUUGCUCUCAAUUUUGAUAUUUUAGCCGUUAAAACGACCAAAACGACAGCAACCUGAGUAAUCAGCAACAUCACAACAUCAAAUUUAAUUUUCAAUUUGAUCUCAGGUUUUGCUCGGGUAGCGACUUGUGGCAGUGCUGGUGAAUUAUUUUCCGUUAAAGAUCAUUAAUUAAUUAAUUUAUCUUUAUGAGGGAGGCUUUCAGCCUGAGGCUGGUUCGCCUCCAAAUCGUUAGAGAUCAUGAAAGUUCACUAUUUUACCAAAAGAAAUGCCAAAACAAAUUGCGAACGAAUUUCGCCCUAUUUCAUAUUACCGGAUUUCCUAUGCAACCGGAUUUCCUAUGCAUGCAAUCAAUCUUUGAUGUGAAUUUCUCGAAUAAACGCGAUGAGCAUUUCUUAUAGCACAAACUUGCCAUACGAAUUGAACUCUUCGUUCGUUUUCGUAAACAAACACUUGUGCUACACUCUUCAUACAUAAACAUUGUUACCACAGUAAAUUUCCAUGCAUCAGGAGAGACUCCCUCCGAAAGGUUAAGUAAACAACUAACAGGUACAGCAAGUACAUUGGUACAUCGUUUGACAAACGCAGGAAGAAGCUUGUUUGGCCCAUGAUCCAUAGGCGAAUCGUUAGAUCUCAUGGCGUAACACUAGUGAGUGGAAUACCUUCGAGCCGCUCUAUUCGAUGGAUAGCAGUAAUACCAUCCAAUAAUCCCAACCCACACUCAAAACUGUGAACAACAACCACUGUCGCUUCUGCCACGUCAUAUUGGAAAAUGCUGAAAACAAGUUUUGUCUCUCGACACUCACAGUGCUGUCUUUCUUUAAACCCCUUGAUACAUCGCGAUGGGAAGAACAGUUCUGUCUUUUAGCGCUCAAGCGCUUGCACUCAUAAUCUUUUGCUUUUUUUUUUGCAUACCCAACCGAAUUAUUUUCUACGUCAGCCGCCUUUUGAAAGCUACGCUUUGGAAGCAAAUUUUCUCCGAUAUGCCUGUUGUUGAACAGAACAUCAAAACAAAAUUAUGAUAACAAUUUUAGAAUAACAUCGAUUUGAAAACUUCACCAGAUAUGUUUGGGCUGUUGAGAGUGGAAUAAUAAUUUAAUGUAUCUGCAGCGAAUUAAUUGACUAAAAUUUAUUGAUCUUAUAUCAUUUGAAGCAUUGCAGUACUUUGAUAGCGAUGGAAACGAUCAGACUUUGGAGAAGCUUUGUUUUAAAAUGACUGCUCACUGAUUUUUCGUGUUUUGUAAAUACUCGUCAUUUAGAGCUAAAUGAUAUCUUUUUAUCACAAACCUAUGCAAUGUUUCAUGAAAAUGUCUGUAAAUAGUUUCAUUUUUCAGAACCUUAGAACAUUAAGAACUCACAUAAAAAUACCGAUUCGUUGGAACUUCAAAAACAGAAAAUAAAUUUGAAUCAGCAAAAAGAAUACUCGUGUCACUGCUUGUUUUCUGCUUUGAUCUCGUCAGAUAUCCUAAAAAUUGUUCCACCUAUCAAAAUGUGAUUCUCGUGUAAGGAAAUUUCUCAUCAUUAUUUGUUUUAAUUCAGAUUCGUAGAGUCAUAUGCAAAGUGACCAUUUAGGAUUUUUUUUUUUUAUCGAAAUGAUCACCUUGCAUGUGACUCUAGAGCAGUUCCACACCAUAAGGCGAAUCUAUCAGAUGUGAACCUCUUAAAUUGGCGUGAAAAUUUGCACAAUUGUUUGUUAUGGUCAAUCAUUUACAUUUUUGCUAAAAUUCGGCCAACUUGAAUCAUGCCAAAAUUUGCAAAAUGACCUAUUCGACAUGGUUCAACAAACUCGAAAACGUCA